Meloidogyne enterolobii is the source of this 2445-nucleotide messenger RNA. The record is from the annotation of a GenBank genome assembly. NCBI's taxonomy places the organism in Eukaryota, Metazoa, Nematoda, Chromadorea, Rhabditida, Meloidogynidae.
AUGGAUUUACAACUAAUUGGAGGCAGUGGAGGUGUUGGUGGUGGACAAACUGAUUAUAUUGCAAAUCCAUCAAUUAAUUCAACUAACAGCUUCCAUACCGCCGGUGCUAUACCUACAACAACGUUAUCUUCAGCAACAAUAGAUUCGACAACAACGAAAUCUCAUGUCCCAGUAUCAAUAACACAAUCUAGUACUUCGUUAGCCACAGCUGAGGAUAAAAAAACUCCAGUUGUUAUCACCUUGGGCGAUGAUCUUGAAUUGUCUGGACCAACAGAAACAGGCAAAACUCCAGUUGUAAAAACACCCACUACUGAAGGAGGAGGACCUUCAAAUAUUCCACCCACCAAAACAACACCGACACAAACAAGUGCUCUCACUCCAGCAACACCUCCAACUUCUAUACCUCAACAGACAACUACUGCAACAACACAAACCCAAAAUGAUGGAAAUUAUUGGGCAAAAGGCACAGGUUUUGGUAGUGGAACUACUCAACAGCAAUGGAGUCUUAGUCAGCAUGUUGCAAAAAGAAGGCAAGAUGAAAAUAAUGUUGCAGCAUUGUUACAUAUUCUUAUCGCCUUUAUUAGUCCUCAAUCACAACGAUUACAAGAAAAUCAAUCAACAUUUUCAAAUAAAAAGGAAGAAGAGAAACAAGAAACAACAAAUUCUGGAGAUGGAAUAGAAUUAGUUUUGCCAAUAGAGGAAUUAACAACUUCAAAGGAAGAUGAAAAGACAAAUAAAAGGACUGAUAAGAAUGAAGAGGAGAAGAGAAAAGAAUUGGACAUUCCGAGUAUUAAGCUUUCUGAAGAGUUUGUUGAACUUCUUUUCCGCUCCUGUCUCUUUUCUACGCUCAAUUCUUAUUUGAUGAAUGAUUCUGUUUUGGACAUUUCAAAACGUGUACACGCCUUUGAGUCAGUUAUUUUGUUGGUUGAUACAAUCGCUAAUGCUUUGCCAAUCCCAAUCAAUAAUUUAUCAAAAUUCCCAAAUGCUGCCAUUUUUGAUCAACAAGGAAAUCAGGAUAUUUUUGAUAUUAUUUUUUUGAGUGGUGAAAAACAAAUCCAAAAACAAAUUGGCCAUAAAAAGAAAUUACAACAAAUAACUGUUGCUGAAUCUGAAUUGCUUGAUCGUUUAAAUAAAUUGGGUAAAAAUAUUGAAAUUUAUUUGAGUAAACUACAAACUGGACAUCGUACAACAAAUACAGCAACAGGGGAAAGUCUUUGGCAACGAAAUGCCAAAAGAAAAGCUUUACGAAAAACAACAGCUAUAAAUUCUUCAAAAAGUCAGGCUGAUUUGGAAGAAGAGGAAGAACUUGGAAAACUUUUAGAUUUGGUUCACAGUGUUUGUUCUGCUAUUAAUAAAAAGAAACGAAUUCAUUCUUGUAUCGAAAUGGACUUUGAUGAAGUCGAAGAUGAACAAAAUAAUGAGGAAGUAAUGAUUAGCGAUCAAAAUGUUGCUUCUUCCUCGAAUGCUUUGCCUAAAGUGUCUGAUACUGUUGAACGUUUCUAUUGCGAUAAACUUAGAGGAUUGCAAUUUGAAACAAUUCCCUUCUACGAACCUAUGGGUAACAACAACACAACUCCAGUUAUGUGUAUUCCUUUCCAUUAUGCAACAUCUUUAAAUUCAAUGGCUAGUGCUGGAGGUUCAGCUUUAGGCAAAAGAACUCGUCGAUUAGCACAAGAAAUUGUUUCUUUGAGCAGUUCAUUGCCACUUUCUUUCAGUAGCGGUGUUUUUGUUCGAACUUGUGAAGAAAGAUUGGAUGCUAUGAAGGUUUUAAUAACGGGUCCAUCAGAUACUCCUUAUGCAAAUGGAUGUUUUGAAUUUGAUGUUUUCUUCCCUCCAGAUUAUCCAAAUGUUCCAAUGCAAAUGAAUUUGGAGACAACAGGGAAUCGGACAGUUCGAUUUAAUCCAAAUCUUUACGAUGAUGGAAAAGUUUGUCUAUCAAUUUUGAAUACUUGGCGUGGUCGGCCAGAAGAACGUUGGAAUGCUGACACUUCCUCUCUUUUGCAAGUACUUGUCUCCAUUCAAUCUUUAAUUCUUGUUAAUGAACCGUAUUUCAAUGAACCUGGUUAUGAAAGAUGGCGAAAUUCCCCUGCUGGCCAACAGGCAUCGCGGGAAUAUGAUGCUAAUAUUAUGCAAAUGUGUGUUAGAUGGGCAAUGGUUGAACAAAUUCGGAAUCCUCCAAAAGCCUUUGCAGAAAUUGUCAAAUCUCAUUUUUGGAUGAAACGAGAUGAAAUUUGUGUUCAAGUGGAAGCUUGGAUUGAAGAUAUUCAACAUUAUAUAACAACACAUGCAAGUAGUGGAAAAGUUUUGCCUAAUUAUUUGGCUGGACUUAAAAAACAUUAUGAAACUUUAAAAAUGGAAUUUAAUAAAAUGACAGCUCCUCCAGGUUUGGAAAAUUGUAAAUCGAAACGAUUUGAUAUUGAGAAUGAGGGAGGGGAGCUUAAAUAA